UUCGCGAGCUCAGGAGCUUUCUCUUUCUGCGCAAUUGCAAGAUCCUGACUAGUCCACUCGGCGAUUUGAUAUUGUUAUUAGUCAAAUAUCACCUGCUUCGUUUUAUUGAAAUAGAAGUUACUGUUAAUUAUUCAAUUAUUGUUGAACGGAGUCUCGAACGAUGACGUUAGUCAACGCAUGAGCGUGAGUCUCUUUCGUCCUGCGCCUGGGAGAAGAACAAUUAUAUCAUAUAUAAUCACAAUAAAAUGUAAAAAAGUAGCAACAAAAUCAAGACCGAUCUCGUUCGUGCGAUGGUUUCGAUUUUACCGCGUGUAUCUCAGCAUUGCCAAUUAAAGACGAAAAAAUUCGUUGGCGCCAUCAAAACCAAUUGUUCGCGAGAGAGAAAGAGAGGUGGAGGCAGAGAGAAACAGAGAGAGAGAGAGAGAGAGUAGAUGCACAACGGAGUUCUGUUUAUUCCUCAGUGAAGCGAUUUUUACUAAAUAAUCGCUGAGAGGCCGUCGAGUUAUCGACGAUUACUGUAGCUGGCAUAUUUCCGAUAAUACGUUAAUUCGUGAAAAAAAGAUGACGGACGAGGUCAAUCCCAAAGCUUAUCCGUUGGCGGACGCCACGCUCACCGGCAAGAUAUUAAACCUCGUUCAGCAGGCGAUGAAUUAUAAGCAGCUUCGAAAAGGAGCAAACGAGGCGACCAAGACUCUGAAUCGCGGCUUGUCCGAAUUUAUUGUGAUGGCUGCGGACGCUGAACCAUUGGAGAUUCUGCUGCAUCUACCUCUGCUCUGCGAGGAUAAGAAUGUGCCCUACGUGUUCGUGCGAAGUAAACAAGCCCUCGGACGAGCCUGUGGAGUCUCCAGGCCAGUAGUGGCCUGUUCCAUCACAGUCAACGAAGGCUCGCAAUUAAAACCGCAGAUCAACGGCAUACAACAGGAGAUAGAGCGGCUUUUAGUUUAAAUAGCAUCUGUGUACCUGAUUUACAUACCUCAUGUUUCAUGAGAGUAUCAAUCUUCGUUGUUGCUUUGAGCAGAAUAACUCGUGAAGAUAUUGAAUCUUGUGUGAAUGAAGAUCUUGUUCUCAGAAAAGAUCAUACAUCCUUUUGUAUAUCAUAGAGUUAAGAUAAUAAAAAAAGAAACGCAACACCAGGUGCGUGCCUUGUGUUUGUGUGUUUAGAAAUAAUUUAUAUAGAGGAUGUAUCAUGAGACUUGGUAUUUGUGUUGAAAAUAUAGUAAAUUAGAAAUAUAAGAAAAAAAUUAGAGUUUUUGAAGAGCAAUAGAGUCAUAAGCUUCAGGACCAGUAUAAUUGAUUUUCAAAAUCCUGUUGAAAAUUAAUACAUAAUAUUGAUGGCUGAGUCAUGUAUUUCGCUCGAAUUUUUUUAUGCCGUACAAUCGAUUUAUAUAUUCGUAUUUUCUUCCUUGCACAGCCUAAAAAGUAAGAUCCGCCUGAACGAACUCGGUUGAGUUUUGGCCGGCUGGUGUGCUUCUACUUUUAAUCAGACAAAUAUAUCACGCAGAAUGGAGUAUGCUGUUCAUCGAAUUGAUAGACGCGAUAAACGCGGAUAAAUGAGCAAAAUCUAACGGAG
Molecule: messenger RNA, 1570 nt
Organism: Harpegnathos saltator (Jerdon's jumping ant)
Lineage: Eukaryota; Metazoa; Arthropoda; Insecta; Hymenoptera; Formicidae
Gene: hoip
Product: NHP2-like protein 1 hoip
Exons: 2
Coding region: 562-945 (127 amino acids)
Biological process (GO): ribosome biogenesis
Cellular component (GO): ribonucleoprotein complex; nucleolus
Molecular function (GO): RNA binding
Source: RefSeq, a predicted model, not a curated record